Drosophila kikkawai is the source of this 2084-nucleotide messenger RNA. It is a transcript of the gene PolA2, whose product is annotated as DNA polymerase alpha subunit B. Gene Ontology annotation, cellular component: alpha DNA polymerase:primase complex. The record is from RefSeq and is a predicted model, not a curated record. NCBI's taxonomy places the organism in Eukaryota, Metazoa, Arthropoda, Insecta, Diptera, Drosophilidae. Gene Ontology annotation, biological process: DNA replication; DNA replication initiation. Gene Ontology annotation, molecular function: DNA binding.
AACCCUGCGCAUGGUUUUGCCGCCAAAAGUAAUCGCGAGUUUAUUUAUUUACAAAAGCCGAACGCCAAACAGGACACACACACCGAAUGGACGUGGAAAUAAAGCAGCAGUUCGACGAGAUGGGCGUGGAGCCCGCGGACGCGGUGCUGGACAAGUGCCUGGAGCUGGCCAUCUCUUACAACGUGCUCGACGCCACCGAGUUCGUGGAGCAGUGGAUGGCUUUUAGCUUGUCCCACCUCCACGGUGAUGAUCCCACAGUCGAGAACCUGGGGGAGUUCGAGCGCAAGGUGCUGCAGCUGAGGAAGGACAAGGUUGUGCCAAAGGCCAAAUCCUAUUCGGCAACCACAAGCUCUGGGCCGGAAAUCAGCUCACUGGCCACCUACGGCGUGAUGGAACACGAACCGAUGAUGGACGACUAUGUGAGCGAGUCUGUGGCAGACUCCUCAGCGAUGCACACGCCCAAGGCUAAGAAGGAUCAGCCGCGUUCCGCCGCUCUCAAAGGCGGAGUGCUCUUCAGUCCCGUCAGCUACACGCCUCAGUCGGCUAAGAGAACGCAAGUGGCAGCAGGCACACCAAGUGCCACAGUGGCCGGCAAACCAGGUGACAUUGUAGACUCCUUCGGCCAUCCCAAGCUUCUGGCCGGCUCCAGCUGGCAAACCGAAGUGGAGCACCAGCUACCGGUGAAUCAGAAACUGCUCCACAAGGACGCCCCGCUGACCGUUGCCAAUUUGGGCUACAUGAACGACCUGCUGGGCGAUCGCUGUGACGACUUGCACGAUCGCCUCGUGGAAACCGGACGGGCUUUGGUGGAGAAGAAGCUGGGUGCAGAUGGAGCCGCCGAGUGCAGUUGGUAUCCGCAGGACAGACAGACUCUGCAGGCCCUUCACUUGCUCCAUGCCGUGGGCAUGAUACAUUCCGAGGACGACGGCCCGCUGGAUGCCCACUCCGCCUUUCUUUCCGUGACAGACGCCGAGGAGAACAGUUUUCUGUCGCUGAACUUCUCGAGGAUUAAGUCCGCCAGCAUCUUUCCGGGACAGGUGGUGCUGGCUAAGGGAUUCAUACCUAAAGGUAACUCCUUCGUGGUGGAGGAGAUCCACACGGAGCGGAAGCUGACGCCCCCCGCUCCCCUGAAGGUCGAUAGGGAGCUACAGUUUGUGGUGGCGGCCGGUCCUUUUACCCACAGCACUGAUCUGAUCUACGAGCCACUGCACGACCUGCUAAAGUACCUCAAGGAGCACCGCCCCGAUGUGCUGGUGCUAACGGGGCCCUUCCUGGAUGCAGAUCACAGUAUAGUUAGCGAGCUUGCCGAGACCUUUGAUUCCUUCUUCGAGAAGAUGGUCGCCGGAAUAAUGGAAGUUGUUGGCAGUUACACAACAGUGCUGAUGGUCAGCAGCCAGAAGGACGCCAUGGUGCACUCGGUUUACCCCACCCCGCCGCCCACUCUCCGCAAAACGUAUCCCAACCUGCACAUGCUACCUGAUCCCUCGCUGGUGGAUCUGGACGGAAUUACGCUGGGCGUCUCCUCCACGGACGUCGUUGACCAUCUGCUCAGUCACGAGUUUGCCGCGAAUGCUGGUGAACGGAUGCAUCGGGCUAUCAACCAUUUGUUCCACCAGGGCUCCUUCUAUCCCAUAUAUCCGCCGGCCGACGAGGACAUGGCCUUCGACUCGCAGCUGGCGCUUAAGUACGCCCAGAUAAAGCAGCUGCCAAAUGUACUGAUCCUGCCCGGCGAUCAGCGGCAUUUCAUCCGGCUAGUCAGCGACUGUCUGGUUAUUAAUCCCGGACGCGUGGCUGACAGCAAAGGAGGCACCUUCGCCCGCUUUCUGGUGGCACCAUCAGCGCCGGGAAAGUCGGCCAAUAUGUUUAACAGCGUCGCGUGUCAAGUGCAACGAAUCUGAAAUUUCUGAACCAAAAUAAAAGUCAACAGCCAAGUAUUCACUGUACUUUUAACCUGAUAAUUAAAGGGGAUAGAUCUGGAUGAUAGCUGGAAAAGCGUUAAGGGCUUGUAUCAAUGCAUAGUUAGUAGCUAUGUAAAUUAUUCUUAGUAAAUCUUUAAUAAAUAAAAUAUAUUCCUUUGUCAAAAA